AUGGCUUCAGGAGAUUACUACGCGGUUCUGGGGGUGGCCAGGGAUGCCAGCGAUGCUGAGAUCAAGAAGGCAUAUCGAAAGGAAGCCUUGAAAUGGCAUCCAGAUAAAAAUCCUGACAACAAGGAAGAGGCCGAGAAGAACUUCAAGGCUGUUGCAGAGGCAUAUGAAGUACUGUCCAGCCCGGACAAGCGAGCCAUGUACGAUCGCGGCGGUAAGGACGCUCUCAAUGGCGGUGGUGGCUACUCACAUGCGGACUUCGGCGAUAUCAAUUCAGCCUUCAAUAUCUUCGAACAGUUCUUCGGUGGCCGCGACCCCUUCGCCGAAAUGGACCGGAUGUUCGCGGAGAUGCACGGACAGCAGGGACAGCAGUCCAGGCCUGGAAGAGGCUUUGGAUCAGGAUUUGGCGGCUUUGGUGGCUUUGAUGAUGAUUUCUUCAAAGGUGGAUUUGGUGGAGGAACUUCAUUUAGUUCCUUCAGUUCCAGCACAGGAGGAGGUGGAGGGAUGAUGACCAGUACCACCACCACAACAAGGAUGGUGAAUGGAAAGCAGGUCACGGUCACCGAGAAAACUGUGAGGAAGCCUGAUGGCACCGUGGAGACAACUCGUACAGAGUCUGACGGUAGCCAGCAAGCUGGCAUGAUUGGCGGCGGCUUUGAUGGCUUUGGAUUUGGGUCAGGGUCAUCGCAGAGAUUCGGACUUGGAUGGUGA
Cladocopium goreaui is the source of this 708-nucleotide messenger RNA. The record is from the annotation of a GenBank genome assembly. Lineage: Eukaryota; Dinophyceae; Suessiales; Symbiodiniaceae.